AUGGCCGACGAACCUACUACGAAGGAAGUUCCCAUUACAAGUGAAAAGAAGAAGGACCCUAAGAGGGUAGAGGCCGGAAAAAGGCUAGCGAUCCUAAGUAAAGCUGCAAGGGAGAGGAAAAAGAAACUUACAGAACCUAAGGAGUCAUCCAACAACAACAUAAUCACAUAUGUAGGAGUGGCCAUCGCAUUGACAUCCCUUGCCCUAGCAUUUAAUCAGCAUCAGAGGGAAACAAAGAAACCAGAACCUAAGUACAUCCCUGAGACUGUAGAAGUAACCAGGAAACCUGAUGCGCCCAAGUUAGAUUCACUUGAAUGA
This is a messenger RNA of Paramuricea clavata, 318 nucleotides long. The record is from the annotation of a GenBank genome assembly. NCBI's taxonomy places the organism in Eukaryota, Metazoa, Cnidaria, Anthozoa, Malacalcyonacea, Plexauridae.